ACUAAUGAUACUUUAUUAUAACUAAAAAUACUUUAAUUUUAAUUUUUUAAAUCGUUAAUAAAAUGAUUUAUAGCUUCACGUGUAACAUUAUAUUAGACCACAAGUACUGUCCAAAAUGAAAAAACGUCAUAUAAAAUGGAGGGAUUAACAGGAACACGUGGCUGUCUAUAAAAGCGAGUAGAUAACACAAACAUAAACCAGCGACUUGUUGAUUUUUCCAGCCCGACAAAGUCUUUUAGAUCCUCCGAGAAUACCUCAAAGAAGACCACUAAAUUACGCCGCGGGGUGCACACUACGCACCCCAAUCUUCAUCUUCUCCCUCACUAGCCUCACAUCACAGUAGUACUAGUCUCUUUCUCUCUUCCUUUCACUUUCACCUUCAUCUCUAUAAUUAUAAACCCCAAACAUUUUCAACAACCAAAAAACCACACUCACUUUGCACUUCACACUAAUUCUACGUAGUGUUACUUUAUUUAUGGUGAAUUGUUGAAAUGGAUCCACCUAUUAUUAAUGAAUCAUCAUUCUCGGCGGCGAAUCCUUCUUCAUACAGUUUGGCUGAGAUUUGGCCGUUUUCUUCAGCGGCGGCAAAUGGUGAUAUUGGUGGAGGAGGAUUGGGCCUUAGAAUGAGUAGCUUUACUGGUUUAUUAGAAGCUGCUGCCAAUUCUAUUAAUGAAUCUACUGUGACGGAGCAGAGCGGAAGAAGCGGCGGUGAUGGUGGUGUGAGGAAGAGAGAUGUGAAUUCGGAGGAUGAUUUUUCUAAGUUUGUCUCUACUAGUGAUGCUAAUGAAUUGGAUGGUUCAGUGGCCAAACGGCUGAAAGCAUCCCAAUCGAAAGAAGAAAAUGGUGCUUCAAAGGUUGAAUUAGAAUCCAGUUCCCAGACGGCUAACAAGGGUACUGAACAAAGUAGUAAACCUGAGCCACCUAAGGAUUACAUCCAUGUAAGGGCACGAAGGGGCCAAGCUACUGAUAGUCACAGUCUAGCAGAGAGGGCCAGGAGAGAAAAGAUCAGCGAGAGGAUGAAAAUUCUGCAGGAUUUGGUUCCCGGAUGUAAUAAGGUUAUUGGAAAAGCGCUUGUUCUUGACGAAAUAAUAAAUUAUAUCCAGUCGCUACAGCGCCAAGUUGAG
This is a messenger RNA of Capsicum annuum, 1124 nucleotides long. RefSeq names its product transcription factor BHLH089. The record is from RefSeq and is a predicted model, not a curated record. Gene Ontology annotation, molecular function: DNA-binding transcription factor activity; protein dimerization activity. NCBI's taxonomy places the organism in Eukaryota, Viridiplantae, Streptophyta, Magnoliopsida, Solanales, Solanaceae. Gene Ontology annotation, cellular component: nucleus. Gene Ontology annotation, biological process: regulation of DNA-templated transcription.